This is a messenger RNA of Pneumocystis murina B123, 963 nucleotides long. RefSeq lists its product as hypothetical. The record is from RefSeq and is a predicted model, not a curated record. NCBI's taxonomy places the organism in Eukaryota, Fungi, Ascomycota, Pneumocystomycetes, Pneumocystales, Pneumocystaceae. The coding region runs from base 1 to 963 and encodes 320 amino acids. The transcript is spliced from 3 exons.
AUGAGUCUAUUUUCCCAUUGUUUUAAGAAAAAAAGGUUAAUAUUCUCUGAAAUACUGUUUCGCCAAAGGAAUUUAUGGACACGUUCUUCUUUAACUCAAAAUUUAUCAGAAUCUCCACUUCCAUCACCAAUUGAUAAGUUUCCCUUUAUAUUUAGACAUGCACCAAAAGCUCCGUCUUACCCACGUUUUUUUCCGCCAUCAAAAGACUUAAAACCUCUAACAUAUGUUUUUGAUUCUUUGCAGCAACUUUUUGCAACAUAUAUUUCUUAUUCAUCGGCAGAAGUUCGAUUUGGAAGCGACUACUGGCCAAAUGAGUUUUGUAUAGGAGCAACAUAUGCUACUCGCAAGUUUUUUCAGCUUCUUAAAGAGCCUAGAUCAAGAUUAUCUGAAAUUAUGACAGAAGAUUUGCUUAUACUUCUUGAUGAAUUUAUUAGGAAGGAUAAUCAUGGGCCUUUGAGGUUACGGCCGUAUAUACAACUGAAACAUGUAUAUAAUUCAAAGAUUCGUACAGUAUUUGUUAAUUUUGGAUGUAAAGAUACAUUUAAGUAUCUUUCAGAGCUUGAAAAAUCAAAUAUGACAGAUCCAAGAUAUAUAAGGAUAAGAUGGAAAACGUUUAAUAUUGGUUUAAAAUUAACAUCAUAUGAAAAAGAUAUUCCAGCAUCAUUUACCACUACUAAAAAUCUUGCUAUAAGAGAAAUGAAGAAAGGAAUAUCCUAUGCAGUGGAUUUAGAGAUAGAUGGUGAAUUCGAAACUGGUUAUUUUGAUUCUUUAGACGAAAAAGAUGAAAAUAUUCAGCCCAAAAUUGUAAACAAAGAAAAACGUACCGUAGUUGUAACAUUUCAGAGUCAACAUUGCAAUCCUGGUUGUAAAUUGUCAGUGGAAAAUGUAUGCAAUGAUGAUGAACUUAUUAAAGAAGGAGUUGAAUGGAAAAUAUCAGUAUAUAAAUAUAUUUAUUGGCAUUAA